AAACAAUUGAGUGAGUGGGUGUGUUGUUGGUGUACUUCAGCGUUGGUGUGUCCUAUAGUGAAAGAUGCCUGACGUGAUCGAGGACGAGAUCAGGCACGUGCUCGCGGGCCAAAAUACACGGGUCGCCGAUGACCUUUGCGACUACAGUCUGGAGCAGCAGAACGAGAGCGCCGAGGCCAAUGGAAUAAAGCCAGCAGUGAGUUCGUCGUACGUGCCAGUGUGUCAAAAAACGGUCACUUACAUCGUGGCGGCUGUUUUAAUUAAUGAACACGACGAAGUGCUCAUGAUACAAGAAGCCAAGCCGUCUUGCAUGGGAAAAUGGUACCUGCCAGCAGGACGAGUCGAGCAACACGAGAAUCUCGUCGACGCGAUGAAGCGCGAAGUGUUGGAAGAAACCGGCCUACUGAUGGACCCGAAAACACUGUUGAUGGUCGAGUGCGCGAGCGGUUCUUGGUUCAGAUUCGUCAUGACCGGGAGUAUUAUUGGGGGUAGCUUGAAGACCCCGGACCAGUCCAACGAGGAGUCAUUGCAGGCCUGCUGGGUUCGGGAGGUGACGAGCUUGCAGCUCAGAUCUAGUGAUAUUCUGACUCUCGUACAGAAGGGCAGGGAUUACGUCAGUAAAAUUGGCGGGCCGUGGCACGCGAACGUUUUGCCGGUCGAGAGGGCUCGUAACAAAUUGUACCUGAGACUUAUCGUUUGCAUCAAAAAGAAAGCGACGAAUAGAUUACAUGUACUUAUGUCAGAGAAAACGUCGUUACAUCUGCCAGUUUGCGAAAUUAAUCCAGGAAAAAAUCUGCACUCUACUUUACACAGGUUUAUGGUGGACAUUUUUGGAGAAGGGAUUCCACAACAUAAGCCUCACGGCUUGUUAUCAGUAGAGUACAGUGGUAUUGGAGAGGGCGAUGGCCUCUGUCUGACACUGCUCAUAUCGUUCAGGCCACCAUUAGAGGAGGUGUCUAUCAAUGGAAAAUAUAUCUGGCAUGAGUUGCCCCAAGCUCUUGCGGACACAAUAACGUCUCGAUUGCCUCGCAAUAUGACGAUUGCACUUAACGUUAUUCGUUGAUCAUAUCGAUACAUAUCUUCUUUGGAAGUACAAUUUAUUUUUCAAACUUCCUGAAUUGAUUUUUUUUUUUCAAAUUGCCUUUAAACAAUUGUACAUAAUGUUAGUAGUAUUACUAACUCGAAAAAU
Copidosoma floridanum is the source of this 1189-nucleotide messenger RNA. RefSeq names its product 8-oxo-dGDP phosphatase NUDT18. NCBI's taxonomy places the organism in Eukaryota, Metazoa, Arthropoda, Insecta, Hymenoptera, Encyrtidae. Gene Ontology annotation, molecular function: 8-oxo-dGDP phosphatase activity; 8-oxo-GDP phosphatase activity. The record is from RefSeq and is a predicted model, not a curated record.